This is a messenger RNA of Musca vetustissima, 603 nucleotides long. RefSeq lists its product as uncharacterized. The transcript is spliced from 4 exons. The record is from RefSeq and is a predicted model, not a curated record. Lineage: Eukaryota; Metazoa; Arthropoda; Insecta; Diptera; Muscidae. Bases 1 to 603 code for a protein of 200 amino acids.
AUGUCUCUUUUCAAGGUUAUCAGUUUUCUGGUCUAUUUUCGCACGAUUGUGGUGGUCAAGGCGGCCCUAUACGGAUUUGCUUUUGAAAACGAUGAAAUGUUCGAUGACUGUCCCGAUGUGCCGUAUAGCGUCAAUGUCUUAGAUAUUGGUGAUCUUUCGAAUAUAGAAAUGGAUUAUACAGAUGGAUUUGUAAGUGUCAGUGGUAAUCACACUGUCACCUGGGAAGGUGUUCAACCAACAGAUCGUAUUGAGUGUAUUGCUGAAGUAUAUCAGUUUCGUCGUGGCGCAUGGCAACCCACUCCAUUUACCAUCAUAGAAAAGGAUUUCUGUAAAGUACAAUUUGAUCCGACAUCAGUAUGGUAUCAGGUUUGGUCUAAACACAUACCCGAGCAUCUACGAAUAUGUUUCAAUAAUUAUGGUAUCAUGUAUGCCUAUGAACCAUUUACUGUGGAUGCCCGCUUUAAUUUCAUCACCUUUGUUGAGGGACGUUAUAAGCUGGUGGGACGCGGUUUUGCCUAUGAUGAGCGAAAUCUAAAGCGUAAGGUGUCGUUAAAAGGUGUAUCGGCAUCGGAGGAGGCAGUUGUGGUGCUGGUGCAUUCGUAA